Molecule: messenger RNA, 1164 nt
Organism: Salarias fasciatus (jewelled blenny)
Lineage: Eukaryota; Metazoa; Chordata; Actinopteri; Blenniiformes; Blenniidae
Gene: npy2rl
Product: neuropeptide Y receptor Y2, like
Exons: 5
Coding region: 1-1164 (387 amino acids)
Biological process (GO): G protein-coupled receptor signaling pathway
Cellular component (GO): membrane
Molecular function (GO): neuropeptide Y receptor activity
Source: RefSeq, a predicted model, not a curated record
AUGGAAGCCAUCAGCUCAGCGAAUGCCACGCCGGACGAGCUCCUCGGCUACCAGGACUUUGGCCCGGGCGCCGUCUCCGAAGGGGUCGACUUCCCAGAAGACCCCAUCCGACUGCUGAGCGUUCAGGUGGUGUUGAUUCUAGCGUACAGCACCAUCAUCGUGCUGGGGGUUCUGGGUAAUUCCCUGGUCAUCUACGUGAUCUACCGCUUCAAGACGCUACGCACCGUCACCAACUUCUUUAUUGCUAACCUCGCCGUUGCCGACCUGCUGGUCAACACGCUGUGCCUCCCCUUCACCCUGGUCUACACCCUGCAGGGAGCCUGGAAGUUCGGCAGCACGCUUUGCUUCCUGCUGCCGUACGCUCAGGGCCUCGCCGUCCACGUCUCCACGGUGACGCUCAACGUCAUCGCCCUGGACCGACACAGGUGCAUCGUGUACCAUCUGGAGACCAGGAUGAGGAAGGACGUCUGCUUCGGAGUGAUCGCUCUCACCUGGCUGCUGAGCGCCGUGCUGGCCAGUCCGCUGGCCAUCUUCAGAGAGUACGGCUCCUUCACUCUGGGGCCAGGACACACCAUCCAGGUGUGCACGGAGAAGUGGCCCGGCACCAACACGGGCGGUACCGUCUACAGCAUCUCCAUGCUGCUGCUGCAGUACUUCCUGCCGCUCGCCAUCAUCUCCUUCGCCUACGCCCGCAUCUGGUCCAAACUGCGCGGCCACGUGGGUCCGGCCGAGGCCGCCGGCUCCGAGCGCCACCGCCGCCGCCGCAAGACCACCAAGAUGCUGGUGACCAUGGUGGUGGUGUUCGCCGUCAGCUGGCUGCCGUUCCACGCCUUCCAGCUGGCCACCGACAUCGACAGCUCGGUGCUGAACCUGCCGCACUUCCGCCUGCUCUACACCGUCUUCCACGUGGUCGCCAUGUGCUCCACCUUCGCCAACCCGCUGCUGUACGGCUGGAUGAACCGCAACUACCGCACCGCCUUCCUCGCCGUCUUCAAGUGCCGGCGUGGUGGGGAAAGGGGGCGGGGCGGCCGACUGGACAGCAUCCACCCGGUGGGUGGAGGAGAAGGAGGAGGAGGAGGAGGAGGAGGAGGAGGGAGGUCGAAGACAAUGGUUCUGGAAUCGCAGGACGUGGUGUCGGCGCGCCUGAACGCCACCGAUGUCUGA